AUGAAUCGUCGUCCGGGUGUGCUGACAUUUAUUUGGCGUAAUUUUUUGGAUUCGUUUAAUCGGGAACGAUUCCAGAGAACUUUUGUUGGUAGUGAUGAAGAAGGCAACAAGUAUUACGAAUUAAUCAAGUCCAAACGGAUUGUUAACAGGCAUAACGAACAUUACAGAGGUUUUGUCCCGGGAAACACUUCAUCUCAACUACCACCACCAGAAUGGCUAACAUGGUUACGAGGGAUACGGAAAUCACCACCCACACCAGAAGAAGUUUUGGCAAAUCGACAAGCUAGUGAAGAGAUAGCAGAGAAAGUGGAAAAAUUAGAACGGGAUAGGAUGAACGAAAUUCCAGAUAAUACGAAAAAGAUGCCUUACAUGGAAGCGACAUCCGAUGAUUUCGAUUCACAACCAAGAGGUUUUCCACGUUACGUGGAAUACGAUAAACAGCAAUCGGGAAUGUCAUGA
Molecule: messenger RNA, 459 nt
Organism: Acanthocheilonema viteae
Lineage: Eukaryota; Metazoa; Nematoda; Chromadorea; Rhabditida; Onchocercidae
Source: the annotation of a GenBank genome assembly